GCAAUAGAUCACAAUCAGGAAUAUCCUAACUCCAACAACUGGGCAUUCGAUGUAGAAUCCGACGGUAUAGAAUUAAACCUGUUCCAACCAGGAAACAAGCAGGUGUACGGGUGGUGUAAACGGGAUGAUGGCCAUAUGCUUUAUUUCCCAACCAAGUAUGCUUCUCUCGAGCUCUAUCUGAACGCACUAGAUUUUGAAACUGAUUCUAGGGCGGCAAGCGUCCGGAUCAAGGCUACUAUAGUGUGGUGGUUGUUCAAGAGCAUGACAGUGCUACAUAGGAAAGUAAGCAAGUACAUAAAGGAGGGUCAAAAGCCAGGGGUUUGUGACGCUUGAUUUCUGCCACCGCGAGCCGAUCUGAAGCCUCUGGCAGCUAUCUUCCCGAGACUAUCGACUCUGAUGGGGUGCUCGAAGGCCGUCAAGUGUGUGCACAAGGGCUGGCUGACGUAUAAAGGCAGGAUACUUCGCAUACGCACAGGUGCUAGUGAAUUGUGAACGCCCACAAGGCACAGCUUAUGAAGGAGAAGGUCAACAUGUAUCGAG
Sphaeroforma arctica JP610 is the source of this 540-nucleotide messenger RNA. RefSeq lists its product as hypothetical. NCBI's taxonomy places the organism in Eukaryota, Ichthyosporea, Ichthyophonida. The annotation marks the transcript as partial. The record is from RefSeq and is a predicted model, not a curated record. The transcript has a single exon.